Molecule: messenger RNA, 4896 nt
Organism: Photinus pyralis (common eastern firefly)
Lineage: Eukaryota; Metazoa; Arthropoda; Insecta; Coleoptera; Lampyridae
Product: pregnancy zone protein-like
Exons: 27
Coding region: 149-4822 (1557 amino acids)
Cellular component (GO): extracellular region
Molecular function (GO): endopeptidase inhibitor activity
Source: RefSeq, a predicted model, not a curated record
UAUGGUAUGUCAUUUAUCAUAGACUGUAGAAAGGGUAUUAAUCCCUAACCAAGUAAUAAGAUAAGCCAUAUACAUGUCAAAGUUCAUAAAGGAAACAAAUCGUUAAUAUUCAUAAACACUUCCAUUGCAACAUGAGUGGCUUUUUCUAAUGACAGUGCUAGAGACAAUGAAAGAUUUAAGCAAGUUUUUAGUGUUACUUACUGUUAUGCAAUAUGCAUGGAGUGAUGAUGACAGUGAUUAUUUGAAAAGAGGAAAAUCGCGAUUUAUAUUUACAUCUCCGAAAACACUAAUAGCUGGACAAAAUGAAACAGUUUGUCUCUCCUUACAUGAUACAAUCCCGCCUCCAGAAGUUAAGGUAGAAAUAAAAAUUAGAGAAAAACAUCACUCAACCACACACUUGAUGUCUUCAGAUCACGAAUGUUUCCCUAUCGCAGUUCCUAAACUCCGAUCGCACGUCAAAGUUGCUCAAUUUGCAAGUUUGCACAUGCAGUUUCACGCAAAUGGAAAAUUGCAUUCCGGUCAUACACAAGAACCAGUACUGAUCUAUCCUGGCUACAAUAUAAUCUUCAUAGAAACGGACAAAAAUAUCUACAAGGCAAAUGAUAAGGUCAAAAUACGAAUUUUGGUUUUGACACCGGAUCUGAAGGCACCCAUUAAACAUGCUAUACCAGUUAUUAAAAUUUUAAAUCCCAAUGGAAUCACAGUCACGAUUUGGGAAAAUAUUCCAACGGAAUUGGGUCUGGUACAACUUGAGCACCAACUGCCACCAGAUGUUACAAAAGGAAAAUGGAUGAUUGAUUUAAUAGAAACAUCAAAAACGUUUGAGGUCAGUAACUAUGUUUUACCACGAUUUUCAAUAAAUUUGAAAACUCCACAAAAAAUUUACUCGGGAGCACACAGAGUGAAAUUUAAUUUAUGUGGAAAGUACUUCUAUGGAGAAAGUGUCAAAGGAAUAGGAAUGGUUAGAAUCACAAUGAACGAAAACCGUCAGACGAUCAACAAAGCUAAACAGUUGCGUAAUGGAUGCUCACGUAUUGAAUUUUCCAAUGAGGAACUAAACUUGAAACAAUAUAUCAACACAGACAUAAAUGUAAUAGCAACAAUAACAGAGAAGGGUUCGGAUCGAUCGGAAACCAUAACUUCUAGUAUUACAAUUACUAACCAUCCGUUUAAGUUGAAGUUUAUCGAUACCCAUAGGCACUUUCAACCCGGACUGCCAUACUAUGGACUAAUUAGAGCAGUAGAAAAUUUUGUUCCACUCAGUGGUGAAACCAUUGUAGUUUGUUACAAUGUUGCAGUAGAAAAAAUUUGGAACAUUGUGGACAUUAAACAGUGCUCGAAUUUUACUUUUGGCAGAGACAAUACCAUUUCUUUUAACAUACUUCCUGUAAAAGAUAAUAUCAUUCAAAUACGGUUAUAUGCCAAAUCAUUAAACCAUACUCUGCAGCUAGAGUGGAAAAGAGAACAGAAAUACCCAGACGCUUUACGUAAAGAAAUUAACGCCUACCUUACACUUAACCGUUGGCAUUCUCACAGUGGAAGUUACAUUCGAAUAGAUCAGACGCACCGAGGAAUCGCAAAAUGCAAAGAACUGCAACAAUUUACAAUUCACUAUGCCAUACCUAAGUUACGUAAUCACGAACGAAUCGAUUUUCAUUAUAUGAUCAAAGCACGUAACAACAUUCACAGAAUUGGUACAAUAAAUGGUGUUAUACACAAACACCGUUUAUUUAAUUUCACAGAGCUGGCAAAUGUAGUUGGUAGCACACACAGGUAUACCAAGAGAGAAGCCUCUUCUAGCAAGUUUCUGCUAAAAUUUAAAAUGGACAUAAAUAUUAUUGCCAGGUAUGAAGUAAUUAUAUACCACGUUUUGAAAAAUGGCGAAGUAGUUGCUGCAAACUUGGAGGUCCCAAUCCAUAAUUGCCUAAUGAACAAGGUAGAAACCUCAUUUUCGAGCCGUCAGUAUUAUCCAGGCGAAAAAGCAUCAUUUACCAUAAAAACUUCUCCACAAUCGUUGUGCGCAGUUACUGCAAUUGAUAAAGCAGUUGCGGUCGCUCAGAAUACACAGUUGGGCAUUAAGGCACUUUUAGAAUCGUUUUUAGUUGAACACGCACCAAAACAUUCGAAUAAGUUAAAUUGCCUACCUCGCUCUCAGAAGAAAUCAGCAGUAAUUGCGGCAGAAGAAAGUCCACGAAAAAGGAGUAAAAGGGAUUAUGGAAUGAGUUCAUCAAAUCAGUUUGAUACAUUUGAAGCCUUUGAUAGUUUUGGAGUUGUCGUUAUAACCAACAUGAAAAUAAUUAUGAAACCGUGUUUACAAGAUGGCCCACUAAUGAUUCAUGAACCGGCAGAAAGCAGUAACCUACCCGAUUCGAGGGCUGCCGAGUUUUUGUCAAAUUCUAUGCCAGAGUCGUACUACAACAUCAAUGCGGAUAGCUAUGGAAGUCAUUUAAGAUCAUUCUUUCCGGAGACUUGGUUGUGGGAGUUGGUUCCCAUUGGACAACAUCACACUAAAAUUUCUAGAGACUUACCACACACAAUAACAAAUUGGGUAACCAACACAUUGUGUAUUUCACAAAAAUUAGGGGUUGGAAUAAGUCGACCUACUGAGAUAACUGUAUUUUUACCGUUCUUCGUUGAAGUGGUGUCGCCACCUUCCAUUAAACGUUAUGAGUAUUUACAUUUAGAUGUAAUACUAUACAAUUACUUAAAUCAUAGCCUACCUGUGCGAGUUACGUUGGGAUUUUCAGAUGGAUUGAUUAUGCCAGAAGGCACUGAAAAACGCAGCCAAGUUCACUGUAUUUCAGCUAGAGAAAGCAAAACGGUGCUGUUUACACUGCAAGGACUUAUAUUUGGCAAAUCGAGUAUAAACGUAAUGGCGGAAAUCGAAUCGUCCUACCCUGAGGAAUGUGGACCUGAAGUCAUCAUAAAUAGAAGAGACAUGGUCGCAAAAGAAGUAGUUAUUGAAGCAGAAGGGCAUCCCGUGACCAUUACCAAGUCAGUUAUUCUAUGCACCAACGACACAACUCAAAUUAACAACAUCAGCUGGCCAUUGGAAUUACCGACAGAUAUGAUUGAAAAUUCCGCUAAAGCGAAGUUAGUUAUUAAUGGUGAUCUGUUAGGACCUACAAUUCAUAAUUUGGAAAAACUACUCGUUGUGCCAACUGGUUGCGGUGAACAAAUUAUGGCAACUCUAGCGCCCAACCUUUUCAUUUUACAAUAUUUGAAAGCAACAGGAAGUUUAACACCUUCACUGCAACAACGUGCCAGGCGUAAUCUUAAAAUUGGGUAUCAACGAAUUCUGGAUUACGUCCACAACGAUGGCUCAUUUUCGGCGUUCGGUUACCAUGACCAGUCUGGAUCGACGUUUUUAACAGCAUUUGUGGUUAAAGUCCUGCAACAAUCCAAAGAGUAUGUUUAUAUUGACCAAAACGUUAUUAAUAACGCAGUACGGUGGAUUAUCAAUAAUCAGCUUGAGAAUGGGUGUUUUGCGACAAUCUCGCAUGUUUUCCACGACAUGGGUGGUACGCUUACUGAGAACAGCACGGCGGCGUUGACGUCGUAUGUCAUUAUUAGUUUAUUGGAAUCGGGAAUUGAAUUAAGUGAAAAAGUGAAAACUAACGCAAAAUAUUGUAUAAGGGGCCACUUUUCCCCUGAUAAAUAUACUCUGGCAAUAAGUACCUAUGCAUUGUCUCUAAUUGGAUGGGAAAGUGAGGCCAAGCGUUGCUUGAGCAAGCUUCUGCAAGUAGCUACGCAACAAGACAAUUUGGUGUGGUGGAGUUCAUCAGGUGCAGCGUCCACAAACAUUGAAAUGACAGCCUACGUUUUAAUGUCCUUAGUGUACCAAAAUAGUACCGAAAACUUAAUUUACGCAAAUGCGGCCGUUCGUUGGUUAACGUCUCAACGCGGUGGACAUGGUGGAUUUAUAUCGACACAGGAUACAGUGGUCGCAUUAGAUGCAAUUACAAAGUAUGCACUACUGGUGCACAGCUCUACAACAGAUUUGCACGUAACUGUCGCACUUGGGCAGGAAGAAAACGAAAUAAUUAUCAAGUCUAAAGACCGAUUAAAGACUAAAGAACAAAUCGUCAAGAAGUUACCUAAUAAAGUCGAUGUAACAAUUGAGGGAAAAGGAUGUGUUCUGAUUCAGUCCAAUUUAGACUACAAUUUGGAAAGUGUCGCAAACAGCGAGGCAUUUAAAUUGGCUGUUGAUGUUGAUUCAGUUUCUAGCAGUGAUCAAUGUUCAAUGGCUGUAGUGUCCGCCUGUGUAUCUUAUGUAGGUAAUGCAAUACACUCAAACAUGGCGAUUUUGGAAAUCACGUUGCCGUCAGGAUAUGAACCUGACAGAGCAUCCCUAUUUCGAUUAGUUGAAGAGAAUCAGUCAAAAGUGAAAAAGUUUGAAGAGAGUAUUAACAGAGUCGUUUUAUAUUUUACUGAGAUCGAUAAUGAACCUAUUUGUGUUCCAUUUACGAUAGUGGAACAUUCAAGAAUUGGUUCGCGAAUGGAUGCCAAUGUGAAACUGUACGAUUACUACAAUCCUGACAUACAAGUGACAAUGAGAUACAAUGUUAGCACAUGUAUUCCCAAAGAAGUAGUCGCAAUCCCAACAUUAUCAGAUAGCAGAAUAAUGAUUGAUGAAACCAAAGAAGACAGUAGCGAAUUGAUAGAGAACAUCAUUGAGGUGAAUACUCAAAAGAGUGAAGAAAGUGACCUGGGCUUAAACCCGGAUUUUGUUGAUGUGGACAUUGAUUUAGCUGUUCCAGAUGGGUGGGAAGCAAAUGCACCGGUGUAUGUUAAACCACCCAAUGAGAACAUCAACGACUGAAGCAAUAUACUCGUUAUUUAUUAAAUAUUUAUGUAUCUAUUAAGUAAAUAUACAUAUGUUUUACCAUAUUUUAA